Molecule: messenger RNA, 1620 nt
Organism: Oryza brachyantha (malo sina)
Lineage: Eukaryota; Viridiplantae; Streptophyta; Magnoliopsida; Poales; Poaceae
Exons: 2
Coding region: 106-1230 (374 amino acids)
Molecular function (GO): protein binding
Source: RefSeq, a predicted model, not a curated record
CAGGGGAGGGGGACCGACCCGGAGAAGAGAAGCGUGGGAAGUGGUGUGGCACUGUGCAAGCUUUCCAUUCAUCCCCGACCGCACAAAGAAAAAGGAAAAAAAAAAAUGAGCGAGGAGACGGUCCGCCUCCGCCCCCGCCUCCCCGCCACCGCGCCGCCGCCGUCCCCGCUCGACGACGACGACCUCCUCCAGGAGAUCCUCCUCCGCCUCCCACCGCACCCCUCCUCGCUUCCCACCGCCUCCGCCGUCUGCAAGCGCUGGCACCGCCUCGUCCUCGACCCCGGGUUCCGCCCCCGCUUCUGCGACCACCACCGGGAGCCCCCCUUGCUCGGCUUCUUCCUCCACUACGACUUCGAUCCCGUCUUCUCCUUCAACGCCGGCUUCCGAUCCACCCACCGCCUCCCCGCCGCCAUCCCCGCCGACCGCUUCCUCCCCGCCAAGGAGGCUGGCUUGCGGUGGGAGAUCAUCAACUGCUGCAAGGGGCUUGUCCUCUUCAGGAUUUUCCGCGGGGACAGGAAAUGCAAAGAGUUCCUGGUCGUUGACCCCAUCUCCGGCGACCGCCGCCGCGUGCACUUCCCCCUGGUGGACGGCAAGUUCCUCUGCGCCACCGUGGUUCCUGUCGCCGAUGACCGCCGUUUGUUCUGCCUGGUCGCUGUAUUCGCCGAGAGGGGCACCUGCACCAGUGUGUUCGCCUCCGUUUACUCGUCGGAGGCCGGCGUUUGGGGCGACUACGUCUCCACAUUGUCUGUGCCAUGGAUUGUCUGGGUGAUGCGGCCGGCCGUCCUUGCCAGCGAUGCAGUUCACUGGUUUCUUGAUGGCUAUAGGGUCCUUAUGUUUCACUUGGAGAUGCAGAGGCUAGAAUUCAGUGAGCUACCACUGGAUGCAAAGGAUGAUGAGGAUUUUCAUCACCGGUGUCGGUGUCAGAUUGUGCCAGCAGGUGAUAGCCGGGUUGGUCUUGCAGUUAUAGUUGAAUCAAGAAUGCAAUUAUGGGAGAGGGAGAUUGGAGAUGGCAGUGAUGCUACAUGGUUGCUGACUAGAACUUUCCAACUGGACUUUCUUCCCUUCGAACCGCAGGGGCGUACACUGAUUGUGGGUGUCGCCGAGGAGAAUAACUCCGUACUUGUUUGGACGCGUGUUGGUCUGUUUAUGGUCCACCUCAAGUUCAUGCACUGUAGGAAGGUCUUUGGAGAAAUCUCCAUUGACAACUAUUAUCCCUACUCAAGCUUCUAAACUGCAGAUGCUAGCUCAUUUGUGGAUACAGCGGUUCGUGAGUCCUGCAUAAUAUACUUCUACUUGAUUAAGACUAUGAUGGAAGAUUCAUCAUGGAGUUCGGUAGAAUGUUAAUCCUGAUAGUUGUGAAAUUGAUGUUUAGCUCUAGCAGAUGGUGGAACUGGAAGUCCAUUUACAUACCUACAAGAGCAGCGUGUUCAGGUGCCAUGUGGACAUCUGCCUUGGAUAUUUGGUAUGCUGAUGGCUGCGUGUCGGCAUCUGAUAUCUGACACAUUUUAGCCCGCUGUGUUUUGAGCUGAUUAUCCAAUUAAUAACCUUGCUGCUGAACCUGUGAUUUGCUGUACCUAAUUGAUGAACUCCGUCGAUCUAAAAUAAACCAACUUCGUGAGU